Molecule: messenger RNA, 3063 nt
Organism: Pseudonaja textilis
Lineage: Eukaryota; Metazoa; Chordata; Lepidosauria; Squamata; Elapidae
Source: RefSeq, a predicted model, not a curated record
AUGACAACUUCAUGGAGUGACCGGCUACAAAAUGCAGCAGAUCUUCCUGCAAACAUGGAUGGCCAUGCUCUGAAAAAGUACCGUCGGGAAGCAUAUCACCGGGUUUUUGUGAAUAGAAGUCUAGCCAUGGAAAAAAUAAAGUGCUUUGGAUUUGAUAUGGAUUAUACUUUAGCUGUGUAUAAAUCUCCAGAAUAUGAAUCCCUUGGAUUUGACUUGACCGUCGAACGGUUAGUUUCAAUUGGAUAUCCUCAAGAGCUGCUUAGUUUUGUCUAUGAUCCUACAUUCCCUACCAGAGGCCUGGUAUUUGAUUCUCUUUAUGGAAACCUGUUAAAAGUUGAUGCCUAUGGGAACAUCCUAGUGUGUGCACAUGGCUUUAACUUUAUGAGAGGGCCAGAAAUACGAGAACAGUAUCCUAAUAAAUUCAUUCAGAGAGAUGAUACUGACAGGUUUUACAUUUUAAACACACUGUUCAACUUACCAGAGACAUAUCUGUUGGCUUGUCUGAUUGAUUUCUUUACUAAUUGUGACAGAUAUUCAAGCUGUGAAACAGGAUUUAAAGAGGGAGACCUUUUCAUGUCCUUCAGAAGCAUGUUCCAGGAUGUGAGAGAUGCUGUGGACUGGGUUCAUUAUAAGGGCUCACUUAAGGAGAAGACAGUUGAGAAUCUAUACAAGUAUGUGGUGAAAGAUGGAAAGCUUCCACUGCUGUUGAGUCGCAUGAAUGAGGUGGGAAAGGUGUUUCUUGCCACAAACAGUGAUUAUAAAUAUACUGAUAAAAUUAUGACAUAUCUGUUUGAUUUUCCACAUGGACCAAAGCCAGGUAGCUCUCAUCGACCAUGGCAGUCUUAUUUCGAUCUCAUCCUUGUGGAUGCCCGCAAGCCUCUUUUUUUUGGAGAAGGCACAGUCUUGAGGCAGGUGGAUACAGUUACUGGCAAGUUGAAAAUUGGAACCUACACAGGUCCUUUGCAGCAUGGUAUUGUCUACUCUGGAGGCUCCUCUGACACAGUAUGUGAUCUCCUGGGAGCCAAAGGCAAAGACAUCUUAUAUAUAGGUGACCAUAUAUUUGGAGACAUUUUGAAGUCCAAAAAACGCCAAGGUUGGAGAACUUUUUUAGUGAUUCCAGAACUGGCACAGGAACUUCAUGUCUGGACAGACAAGAGCUGCCUUUUUGAAGAACUUCAGAGUCUAGACAUCUUUUUGGCUGAGCUAUACAAGCAUUUGGAUAGUAGCAGCAAUGAACGUCCCGAUAUCAGUUCCAUCCAGAGGCGUAUUAAGAAAGUGACUCAUGACAUGGAUAUGUGCUAUGGGAUGAUGGGAAGUUUGUUCCGAAGUGGUUCCCGACAAACGCUGUUUGCUAGUCAAGUGAUGCGAUAUGCAGAUCUCUAUGCAGCAUCUUUCAUCAACCUCUUGUAUUAUCCUUUCAGUUACCUCUUCAGAGCUGCCCACGUGCUGAUGCCACACGAGUCAACAGUGGAGCACACCCAUGUGGAUAUCAAUGAGACUGAAUCCCCAAUGGCUACCCGUAACCGCACUUCAGUGGACUUCAAAGAUUCCGACAAGCGACAUCAGCUCACCCGAUCUGUUAGUGAGAUUAAACCACCCAAUCUCUUCCCUCAAACACCCCAAGAGAUUACACAUUGCCAUGAUGAGGAUGAUGAUGAGGAGGAGGAAGAAGAGGAAGAAUAGAAAAUACUUUCAUUAAAUGUGGCUAUAGCAGGAAUUGGCAGGAAUGGAUUCCCCCCAAGUGGGGAAUAAUACACAAGCAAGCAAACAAAAACUAAUCAGGAGCCCUUUAUCUUUAGCAAGCUUAUUCCUUGCAGAUCUAUUCCAAAUAUACAAAGAAUGUGCUGGCUGAAUGAAGACCACAUAUAGACAGCCCAAAUGCAUCCCCUGCACACACAUAAAAAGGAAGGCUUGUUUAUGUAUUUUUUAAUUCUCUACUGGUUCAUUUCAUUAAAGUAGCCUCUCAGGCAGGAAGGUUUCCAUGACCUGCAGUAAUCACAGCAAUUAUAGUAGUUAUUUGAUCCUUUAUGGAAGGAGUCCUCUCUCUCUCUCUCUCUCUCUCUCUCUCUCUCCUCAAUCCUGUAUGUGUAAAAAUGGGAGUAUUUUCAGGGUUCAGUUCAUCUGGUCAAGCGCGGUCGUCUGCCUUUGCUCUACUGAUUUCCAGCUUCUAUUCAUCUUUAUACUUUAUGAUUGAUGAAAUACCAUCUGUUCUUGGAUGUCCGAUAGGUAGUUUUCUGUGGCUGAAAUUUGAAAGCUUUAUCAUUCUGAUGGAGGCAUGUGAUACCUGUGUUCUGGAACCUUCUAAAAUGGAUCCUUAUUCCAUGUGCUUGUGCUUUGCCCGGAUUAUUUCUACUGGGGAGAUCUAUGCCUUUUGUGCUCAAUUUUAUGGGAGAAGGAAAAUAAGAAGUGGUUUUGUAUGCGUGCAUGGCCUCAAAGAAAACAAAUGCUCAUGUAGUCCAGACAAAGAAAAUUACAACCUUAAAAAGGAAGUUUUAUUUGCACCUCUUUUCAUUACUUUAUUAUUGCUAAAACUGUAGCUCUGUGUCAGAGUGAGAUUCUUUUUUUCAGCUAGCAGCCACUCGGCUCACUCCUACAGAGUUGGAAUAUGUGGCAGCAAAUGGUUCCAGAGCCUUUACAAAAAAGAACGCCUUCAACAGGAUGUCCUUGUUGGGCCACUGUUUUUACCUCCAUUCCAAGAAUGAGACUCAAUGAAGGUCAGCUUCAUAAUAUUUGUAAAAGGCUCCGAGGGCCUGGCUUGUUGUCUUAUUAAUUACUUCAGGCUGUUAAAUUAAAGCACAUUUCCUGGUAGUUACUCUCUAGUGCAAGGCUGCCUGGGUUUCUUUUUCAUAUAAAUAAGCAAUUUCCUGGAGUGUAAACAUAUCUCUUACCAUUCUGUGCCAUUGGUGUAUAGAAGACAGAAAAGAGGCCCUAUUUUAAAAUAUUGGAAUUUUUAUUUUGAAUCAUUUAAUAGUAAUUAUAUUCCAUUAUUAAACACACUGAAUUGCAAAUCAGCAGGAUAAGCUGGUACUGCUCUGACAGAUCUGCAAAUAAAAAUUAUGAUAU